This is a messenger RNA of Mytilus trossulus (common blue mussel), 1476 nucleotides long. RefSeq lists its product as uncharacterized. NCBI's taxonomy places the organism in Eukaryota, Metazoa, Mollusca, Bivalvia, Mytilida, Mytilidae. The record is from RefSeq and is a predicted model, not a curated record. The coding region runs from base 188 to 1414 and encodes 408 amino acids. The transcript has 5 exons.
CAGUUCUCAUUUGUUGAAUGAAAGGAAAGUUAAUUUUGAGAUUUUAAUAAGCACCUGCUCACACUAUGUAAAUAUCCUAGGAUAUUUGAUUGGAAGUGCUCCGAUGUGUCUCCAAUGUAUAGCGGAGGAUCAUACUCUAACAAAAUAUUGAUUUCCCUCCCCUUACUUAAAGUCCCCUAGUUCAGCCAUGGACGAAGAAGAUAGAAAAUCAUCUAAUGUUUACACGACAAAACGGAAGCAUUCUAGAUAUGAAGAACCAUCAGAGGAAAGCAGCAAUGCAUCGAAACCACAUAUUGUAAUAGUUAAAAAUGUAUCAGAGGCAAAAAAUAAGCGAACGGCGUCCAUCAUAAUCACAGUUCCUGAGCCAACAUCAGAACCCAAUAAUACAAGUGUUUACAAUAUAACUAAGACUGGUCCAACAGACCUGAGUGUUCUACUAAAUCUUGGUUUUGGUGAUGUAUACACAGCAUUAAGAAACCAAGACUUGAAAAGUCGAAUACUUGAAGAAUGUAUUAAUUUUGCUUUUGAUCAGUACUUUUUUAAUGGAGACAACUAUACGAUUAUUACAGAUAUAAAUAAAUUGGCAACAGCCAGAGUUAAUUUAGAUGAAUUAAGCAAGCCAGUUGAGAGUUCAAUGUUGUAUCAAUAUUUUGUGAAAGAAGAUAAAGGAUGUUGCUAUGAAAAUUUCAAAGACCAAGAUACUGUUCAACUAGACAGGAAAACUUUGUACAGAGACACAUGCGCAUUACUAUAUCCGAAGCUACAACUUUUUUCUGAUAACUUACUGAAUUUAUUGGAUGAUGUAAAGAAAAGUGAAAGGAAGUACCAACAACUAUUUAUAUCAUUUGCUCAGAUUUGUGGAUUAAGGUUAUUUGAUGGACCAGACACAUCUUUCUCAUUAAAGUGUGAUCAGAAGACAUUUAUUCCUGUUGCCUUAGUUAAAGGUUUUGGUAUUAAUAAAGAUACAGAAGGAUCUCACUUUGUCACUAAAGUUGUCGUUGUCGUUGAGUCAAAAAGUAUGUGUGAAGAGGAGAACAAAGAAAGUACAACUAAUGAUUUGAGGAAUAAAACAACAGUACCUCAUCAAUGUGCUAAUCAUGUAGAUGACCAUGUUAAAGGUCAGCAUAUAGGACAGAUGUUAGCAGUUGUCCAGUCUGGACAGUCUUUAUUUGGAUUUAGAGGAGUAUAUGGAUUACUUGUGGACGGAACAAAGGUAACACUUGUGUAUUAUAGAGGCACUAAGGAAUAUUUCCAACAAUGUAGCCUCGGUAAACCACAAUUAACUGCAGAAGUUUUAUAUAGCCAUCAUUUUAACAUUCUAACUACAGAUGGCAGGAGGACUCUCAUUUCUAUUCUCAUUGAUAUGGAAAAUUUAACAAAGAGAGAAAUGGAAAAGGAAUAUUGUAAGAUGUAGUUCCUUUCAUGUAUAAUUAUGAUUUGUUAUAUUUAUGUGAAAUAAAUACCUUUUCCAAUGUA